Octopus sinensis (East Asian common octopus) is the source of this 990-nucleotide messenger RNA. RefSeq lists its product as uncharacterized. Gene Ontology annotation, molecular function: calcium ion binding. Bases 264 to 914 code for a protein of 216 amino acids. The record is from RefSeq and is a predicted model, not a curated record. The transcript is spliced from 6 exons. Lineage: Eukaryota; Metazoa; Mollusca; Cephalopoda; Octopoda; Octopodidae.
CGUGUUGAGAAGUAAGCUGUCACAUUCUUGCCUGGAGCAGUGAGCCGUGUGGAUGUGUAUACAUAAAUACACAUAUAUACACUUCUAUCUAUCUACUUAAGUUUUUCUGUGUAUCUGUCCAUCUAUCUUUAUAUAUAUAUCUAUAUCUAUUAUAUGUAUAUAUAUAUAUAUAAAUACUGACAGAAAAGUGGAUAUAUAUUGAUUAAUAAUCGGUAAAAGGAUAACAAAUUGUGGAUAUUUUCAUUGACUGAGAAAUACAGACAAUGGCAGCGGAGACGAACGGUAAUGGACAUAUCAACGGACAGUUACCAACUUUUAUGAAAAACAAAUACGAACAUAUUUUUCAUCUUCUUUACGAUAUCCAACAUGACAAGAAUCUUUCAAGACAAGAUUUCACCAAACUUAAAAAAAAAUUGGUUGAGAUGGGAAAUGUUGAAGAUGGUUCCGAGAAGUGUCGGUUAAUGCAAAGCCGAAUUGAUGCCACAUGGGCAGGUUUAAUGAAGGGCUCCAGAGUAUACCGGAAAAAUUCUCUUCAAAGGCAUGUGAGUGUGCCAAUGUGGAUAGAUUAUUGGGCUGAUUUUUAUGAAGCUGCAAAAGCAAAAGGUGACUGGCCAUCCUCAUCAUUGUCUGGUAAUGUCGAUUAUCAGUGGCACUCUGAGUUUGUCAGCUUAAUAUUUGAUGCCAUGGAUCUUAAUGGUGAUGGUGUUAUUGACAAAGAUGAAUAUUCAGCUUUUAUGAAAGCUUUUGCAUACAAUGGAGAAGGUGAUCCCGUGAAAAAUUUCACAAUCUUGUGUCAGAAAAAUGGAGACAAACUGGACCGAAGUUAUUUCGCUGAUCUGUGGUACCAAUACUUGAUGUCUGACACAUUAGAAGACAGCCCAGGGAAUUAUUUAUUUGGCAGCUCAUUCAGCUGAAUUAGGGACCUGAUGAGGAACCCUAUAAUAAACAGAGACAAAAUCAAUUAAAACUAUCAUUUACUUUUUACGAACA